AUGGCACCCCGCCCACUUACCUAUAACACUGCAGAGAUCACCAAGCUCGUUCGAGACCAAGGCAGACUUAUUGGGCUGAAUCCUCAUAUACAACAUGUCCUUAUGUUCACGAACCGGAACUGCCCUAAAAUUUUAAAAAAUCCCACCUUUCUCAAAGCACUUCUUGUCACCGGCGGUAGUGCGGCGUUCAUCGCGAUUCUCAUCGGCUCUCUAGGCUUUGGUGCAGCUGGCAUCGUUGCUGGCUCUCCAGCAGCUCUAUUCCAAGGUGCUGCGUAUGGGGCAGCAACCCCCGCCGCGGGAUGGUUCGCAGGUGCUACUGCAGCUGGUAUGACCGGUGCCAUGGCUGGUAUUCAAGCUGGGGCGGCCGCGGUUGUCGGAGCUGUUGCAGGAGGUGCAACCUGGCUGAUAGGGAAAAAGCAGGGGGUACGACUCAUGAACAUGAUCUAG
Messenger RNA from Bacidia gigantensis, 447 nucleotides. RefSeq lists its product as uncharacterized. The transcript has 3 exons. The record is from RefSeq and is a predicted model, not a curated record. NCBI's taxonomy places the organism in Eukaryota, Fungi, Ascomycota, Lecanoromycetes, Lecanorales, Ramalinaceae. Bases 1 to 447 code for a protein of 148 amino acids.